AUGCUGGAGGAUAUCGGAGGCACGGAGGGUGAAGCAUGUGGGGCGAGGUCCCCUUGUGGCUCCGGCCUCAAUUGCCACUACAGCGGUGCACUCGAGACCGUUGGAGAUUGGUGCAUUUCGAAGACUGACAGGAUUAAGGCUAAUUACUUCCAAAAAAAAAAAGUGUGGAUAGAUGCAAAGUGCCGUUACACCAAUGGUCUUCAUCGGAAGAUUUUGUUUAGCGAUGAGAAAAUUGUUAGCCCUAUGGAAGCCCUGGAAGUCAUUGGAAGAGUGGAAAGCCCCUUCAUCAUCGUCAUCGCCCUCAUCAGUGAUGGUUGCAGGAUUCCGCUCCAGCUCACAAGGCCGGGCCCACUCAGCAGUCGCAGCAAAAGAACAUUCCAGAGUUCAUCUCUGCCUCAGAUUGGCCCUGAGGAAGUCCUGAUCUCAACCUACUACAUUAUCGGCUUUGGUCCGAAUUGGAUAGGAUGGCAUGCCACAGAGCACAUCCUAACUUGGAAAGCCUCAAACACUCUCUGGUUCGAGCAGUUUAGCGCUUUUCUCAAGAAGUGCUGCUAUUGAUGACUGGCCGCGGAGAUUAAAUGCUUGGGUCAAUGCAAAAGGGAGCUAUUUUAAUUAAUUU
This is a messenger RNA of Nezara viridula (southern green stink bug), 619 nucleotides long. The record is from the annotation of a GenBank genome assembly. NCBI's taxonomy places the organism in Eukaryota, Metazoa, Arthropoda, Insecta, Hemiptera, Pentatomidae.